This is a messenger RNA of Canariomyces notabilis, 4431 nucleotides long. RefSeq lists its product as uncharacterized. The coding region runs from base 1 to 4431 and encodes 1476 amino acids. The transcript has 4 exons. The record is from RefSeq and is a predicted model, not a curated record. Gene Ontology annotation, cellular component: NuA4 histone acetyltransferase complex. Gene Ontology annotation, biological process: DNA repair. NCBI's taxonomy places the organism in Eukaryota, Fungi, Ascomycota, Sordariomycetes, Sordariales, Chaetomiaceae. Gene Ontology annotation, molecular function: chromatin binding.
AUGACUGAGGUCGAGCUCGCCGACCGCCAGAAGCUGCUGCAAUCAAAGCGGGCGGAAUCGAGGUCAAUUGUGCACUCGCGCAAGCGCAAGCUGCGUGAGCUGUUCGCUGUUGCGACCGAGGAAGAUGGCAUUCCGAACUACGACUUCAGCGACCCCGACGCGCCGCCGAUUACGCCUGCCGAAGCAAAAUUUCUGAUUGAAACCGAUAUCCUGCAAAGUCGGCGUCUCAAUGAAGCUCAAAUACCUCCGCGCCGUAAGCCCUUGUUCGAUGCGCAAUGGCUCCGCGCGUUAUCCGGUUUUGGGGAUAUCGAAAACGUAGCGCGUGCAGUACCAGCGAAGCCGAUUGAGAACGGGCUUUUCCCAACCAAGACGGAAGAGGCGACCUUGGACGGCCCGAAGUCGUACUCCGGAGCAAAGGAUCAGCUCGAACCGCCACGAACUCCAAUAAAGGGCCUGCCCUCAAGCCAGAUACCAUUCUCUGAAGCAGUAGUGCCAAAGACUAUCACAGAACCCCAGGAUGGACCUACAGGAGGGCUGCAAGCGAAGAGCAGCGUGGCCCAUGGCAGGGUUAAUGGUAUUGCCGAUGGCGACGGCCGGAACGAAGCGCUACCAAACGGUCAAACGAUUAUCCCUCCCUCGGCGGAGUUGGCCAUGGCAUCGAGACCUCGCAUCGAUGUACAGUUCACUGGGAACAACCGAACAUUCACCCCAAUGGAAGUCAACGAAAGACCGAGCAACAAGGAUGCCACCUCCUCUGUCGACCACCGGACGCCCAUUGCAGAUUCCUCACGUUUUCCAGAUACAUUGUCAUCUCCGGGCUCUACCGCUCAAACAAUGUUGACCCCUGCUAUGCAUGAUGCAUCAGCCAACACCAGCCCCGAUAAUGAAGGCCCACAGUAUCUGGACAGAGUCGAAGAACAAGGCGGGGAUAAGGUACGGGGGAGUGGCGUUCAAACAGAAAAGAGCGAUAGUGUGGGCAGCACCUCCCUGUCCUUACGGCGUCCUGACCUGGACGUCUCGCUCCCGCCGGAAAUCAGUGGCGUUGAGGCACAACUUCUCCAAGAAUCUGCAGCAGCUCAAUCCUCACGGCCAAUCGAGCCCGCAAUCGGUACCGACCUGUCUCGAGAUGACUCCAACAAGGCCCUAAGUGACCAGGCCCGGCGCCAGCGCACCGUUCCAGCGACCCCAGACGCAGAUGACGGACAGCACGCCGAGAAGGCGGAUGCCAGCGUCAACUUCCAUGGCAAGCAAGGAGAAACCGUGGUCCCUAUAGAACCUCACACAGCGGAUCUGUCGUCAAAGCUCAACGGGCAGUCUACUGCAUUGAAUCCUGCACAUCCAGCUGGAGCCGCGCAAGAAUCACUAGCCACAGGGACGCCAGUUGCAGGGCCUUCGCCUUCAGGGCUCAAGCCCCAAGUUUCUGGUAAGGCUGAUAUCGACGAGGUGUGCACGAAACCAUCGCCUGCGGCCGUCCCUGUACCUCCUGGCGCGUCUCCCAAGCCUGCGUUGAGAGCAGCUGACGAAAAGGCCUCUGCUCCUCAAGCUGGGCCCUCUUCUCAACUCAAGUUGCUCACCAACAAGGCUAGAGACCCACGGCGAAGGAGCGUUCCCACUGUAAUCUUCGGCAAGCAGCCGACGAGACACAAGGCAGCCGAUGACAGUUCAUUGGCUGUUAGCAGACAGCGACAAGGACAGAUCCCAUCCGAUGACUACUUUAUGCCUCUCUUCAUCGAAGGCUUUACUCGCCAAUCAACGUGGAUGAAACCGAUCGAAAAACUCCUUAACCAGGCCCACAAGACGAUAUCUACGCGUGAUCAAUACAUAUCAAUCCUGGAUCACCAGGCUUGCAAGAUUCUGAGGCGAGUAUAUCACCUCCAGCAACACGACAAGUGGUCAUUAAGGCAACCUGUGCGAUGCCCGGAACCAACAAGGCCACCGUCUCACCAGGACCUUUUGCUCCAGGAGAUGAAAUGGAUGCGAACCGAUUUCCGCGAGGAGCGCAAGUGGAAGCGUGCAGUUGCGCGAAACCUUGCCUAUGCUUGCGCAGAGUGGGUUCACUCCAGCCCAGCCGAACGGUUGGCGCUGCAGGUGAAUGCCGUGAUCCCAUCGCCACCUGUGGCUUCGGGAGCAGAUGAUAAGAUGGUAGACGCUCCGGAUAUCCUCGAGGAACCGCUACCAGACCUGGUUCAUGCUGAUACUCCUGGGGACAACGAGGAGGAGCCUUUGGAGAUUGCGGUUACAACCGUCGCGCCUUCAGCGAUCUUUGCUUUGCAGGACGAUGAGGUGGUGUUUGGUCUCCAACCUUCCAAGACGGCCGAUCUGUUGUUGGAAAACCUUCCCAUGUAUGGCUCGCCCCUCAAGGUUCCCAAAUUUGAUGUCUCUGGACCUGAAUACGAUCCGGAUGCCAAGUGGAAACGACCGGCGCUGCCUCUGAGCAAAUAUGUUGAAGGCGAGAUGGUUCUGGUAGGCGAACGGCCGCCGCGGAAGCGGCGCCGAUACGACUACCCUGUAGAAGACGAUGACGAUGGUGAGGAAGUCAUCUUUAACAGCGAUCCACCCGACUCUGCAGAGUUACAGCCGGAGAACAGCGCGGUUGCGUUGUUCAGCCCAGAAAUGAAGGCGAUUCGAGAUCGACUGCACGCUGGCCAUCUGUUCCGGCCGCCUACCGAGUAUCCUAUGCCCCCGCAAAGCUUCUUUGAGAGUCGAACAGCCUCUCAAUGGACAUACGCCGAAGAUGAGCAGCUGAAGUCUCUGGUCCGCGAAUGUUCCUACAACUGGUCUCUCAUUUCGUCCAUGGCGUCGACGCCGUCCAUAUUUACCUCUGGAGCCGAGCGACGUACGCCGUGGGAGUGUUUUGAGCGGUGGGUGAGCCUCGGGAGUCUUGAAGGUCUGCCAAACGACAUGGCGAGAACGCCGUACUUCAAAGCCUACCAAAGUAGGAUAGAUGCCGCCCAGCGGACUAUUGCACAACAGAACCAAAACGCACAACAGCAAGUCGGGCCGAACGGGGCAGUUACCCCGGUUCCCAGGCGAAGAGCGACCACGAGCGUACGCGUUGAACGACGACGAAAUCAAAAGCAUCUGGCGCUGAUUGAUGCUAUGCGCAAGCUGGCUAAGAAGCGGGAAGCGGCGGCCCAGAAGGCGCAGCACGCAGCUAACCAAGCAGCCAUGCGCAAAGCCAACGAGGUUCCACGGCAGCAGAUCCAGAACAAGACGCCCCGGGACUACAGCAUAAUGAGGUGGGAACGGGACCAGCAACUUGCUGAGAGGAUGGCUCAAUACGCCCUGCGGCAUGCGACUGUGGAUGCACGGAGACUGCCAAAGCAAAACCAUCCUGCCCAGCUUCCGGGGACACCCGGUGCGGUCCCACUGCCCCAGAAUGCAGCCCAGAUCGCUGCGGCAAAUGCCGUCAACAGCGCUGCUCGUCUCAACCUCCCUGGCCAGCUUGCCAUGGCCGCGCAGAAUCGCACGCCGGGACGGGUUGCGCUCCAGACUCCCCAAGGAGCAGUUCCUCCUGCGGUGCAAGCCCGACUUGCCGGGGGGCUCGUCCCACCAUUGCCAAUGGCAGGCGUGUCCCAGGCUGCUCAACUCCAGGCACUGCAAGCGCAGCAUAGGAUGCCCAUAGUCAAUCCACAGCCGGAUAUCAGCCUCAUGAUCCAAGCCCGGACAAUACAGAGCCAGCAGCGGGCGGCUAUCCAACUGCAGCAGCAACAGCAGCAGCAGCAGGCUCAACAGCAGCAGGGCCAGCAACAGACGCAGCAGGGUCAGCAAGCACAAGCGUCGCAACAGCAACACCAGCAGCAAGCUACUCCACAGCCGCUCCCACAGCAACAGGUGGCCCAGCAGCAACAGCACCAGGCUGGUCAGCAAGUGCCACAAAUUCCCCAAGUGAACGGGACCCAAGGGUCACCAAGUCCGAUGCGUAACGUGAUCAACGGCAUCAACGGCAUCAACGGCAUCAAUCAAGGGGCGUUUAUGACCAAUGCCCAGGCCAUGAUGGCACAAUUUGCCACGGGUGCGGGAUUGGCUACGUCACCCAACGCGGGUUUGAGCAUGCCUGCCGCCGCAGGUCGAUCGCCGGGCGGGAUCCUGAGUCAGCAAAUCAACCAGCGGCUUAUGGACCUCGAGGCGCACUAUCGGGCUAAGAACCCGAACCUGCCACCGGAUGCGAUUAGGCAGCUGGCAACAGAGCACUUGAGUAGGAUGAUAGUGCAGAGCCAGCAGCAAGCCGCGAUGAAUGCCGCGGCGGGGGCCGUUGCACAGCAGCCAAUGAAUAGCCCACAUCAGUAUGCGUCGCUUCUGCGGGCGCAGCAGCAGGCACAGGCGCAGCAGGCAGCACAGCAAGCAGCAGCGCAACAGGCAGCGCAACAACAAGCAGCGCAGCAUCAGAGACAGUCCAGCGGAAGCGCAACGCCGGCACCGGGAAAGUAG